AUGACUAGCGGCUCAGGCCUGGGCACAGGGGCCAUCGUGGGGAUCCUCAUCGUGGUCUUUGUGCUGCUGCUGGUGGGUGUCGACGUGACCUGCUACUUCCUCAACAAGUGUGGCUUCCUCAUGUGCAUUGCCGUAAAUUUUUGCGGCAAGUCUGGACCUGGAGCAAAGAACAAGGACAUCGAGGAGGGCAAGGCGGCAUUCAUGUGAGUCUCUCUUCUUCUCUGCUCCCUGGCUCCCUGGCUCCCUUGCUUUUCUCUCUGAAAUGCUGUAUGCACUUUGAGCAGUAGCUACUCCCAGACACUAGACCACAGUUUGGCAGUGCAGAAUUGCAGAGUGUUUUUAACCAAAACGACUCACUACAGUAUACUUGUACUGCACCAGCAUUUAUUCAAAACACUUUUUCCCCUUACAGGAAGGACGAGUCAAAGGAGCCCAUCGUGGAGGUGAGGACAGAGGACCGCACCCCUAACCAUGAGGGGGGGGGACCCACAGAGCCCAACGAGACCACGCCUCUUACAGAGCCAGAGUGAGUACUCCAGCACUGGCUGUGGGUAGACCCACUGCACUAGGGUUGCCUUACACUGGCAAACCCAUACUAAUCGUGUAAUAUGUCUAUGCAUAAGACAUACUUCUUAUUCCAUAAUGACAGCAGUUGAGCGUUUUGAUCAUGUGUUUGCUGACAUAUUGGCUAAACGAAUUGAUAAAAGAAUGGGAGAAUGGAAUAUCAAAACCAGAUACUGAAGAUGUGCCCUGAUGUUUGUUGUUUACGCUGAUGGUAACAAACAUAGCUAGUUGUUGCACGUACCAGCCUUAAACACUUAAUAACCUAGACCCUAAACUGAUUUUGGUUUAAUUUGCUUUAGUUUGCUUAAGAUGCACUUUAACGUUUUGAAUCUCUAGUUCUUUGCUUUAUCACUGCAUGUAGCACUCACUCUGGAUGUGUGUUUGUACCUUGGUCUCCCCUCCCUACCCCUCCCUGCUCUCUCUCUUUCCUCUCUCACCCUCUCGCUGCUCGAUGGCUCGUCUCUUUCCUGUUCUCCUCCUCUCCUCACAGACCCACUGCUGACACUACUGCCACGGUGGUGGACUUGCUACCCUCUAUCGCCACUAACUCUGACCCCGUCACUGAGAGCUUUAGCACAGCUCAGAACAGCCCAGCUAGCGAGAGUACCACCCUCACUUCCAGCACAGCUGCCCCAACCCUUGCCCCGACCGAGGCCAAAACUGCCCCCAAAGCCUACCCUAAAAGCACCCCUGCCCCCAUCCCCCAGUCCAGCACGCCCAAAGCUAGCGCCCCCGCCCCUCAGCCUGCAGCCCAAUCUGACGUGGCUCCCCUCGUCGACCUAAGCGAGGCUCCUAAAGCCACGCCCUUGUCCGACCCCAAGCCCGCCACCCCCGCAGCCCCUUCCUUAGAGCCAGCCAAGGCCCCCUCCAACCUCUCCUCUGCCAAAGCCGAUGCCGCUCCACAGAGCCAGCCCGAGCCCGUCCAAAGCACCCCUGCCAGCGACAGUCAGAAUAAGGACUUACAGAUAGACAGCCUGGCCAAGGAUGUGUUUGAUGCCCUGAGCAAAAGCUCCAAGGCCCCAGCAGACUCCACUGCUGCUCCCGCACCGGCCAAGGACGAGUAUGACCUCCUCCCUUCCUCUUAG
Molecule: messenger RNA, 1649 nt
Organism: Coregonus sp. 'balchen'
Lineage: Eukaryota; Metazoa; Chordata; Actinopteri; Salmoniformes; Salmonidae
Source: the annotation of a GenBank genome assembly